CCGAACAUAUAAAACCGGCAUAGCACCGCGGUCUGGUGGUUGUAUAUCGCUGACAUUAACCCAUCAAAGUUUGAUAACCAAGUAGAAGAAUUGAAGAUGGCCUUGAUCAAGGCAAUGCAGCUGCUUGCUACUGCUGUGUUCCUCGGCUGGCUCGUGAUAUGGAUUAUGAUGCCUACCGCUACGUACACAAAAAAUUGGUCGCCGAAGCUCCGGGCACAGACUAACUCCACGUACUUUGGACGGCAAGGUACCAGCAUUUUGAUCUACACAUUUCCGAUCCUGUUCAUUGCAGUGAUUGGUUGCAUUUAUCUCCAUCUCGUGAAGAGAAUCGACAAUUGUCGGAGAUCAAUUAGUGAUACGGUGGCAUGGAAGAGGCCUGUGCUUGUGAAUUGGCCGCUGGGAAUCGUUUCUGGCGUAGAGUUAACCUUCUGCUUGAUGUUUUUGGUGCUCCUCAUCUGGUUCUACUCCAAAUACCUGACUACAAACUUCUCCAAACUACAACCUUCCGACGAUAGAGAGGAAUUAUGGAAAGCGAGACUGGACGCUGCGGCUCACCGCUUGGCGUUGGUUGGGGACCUUUGUUGCGCCUUUCUCUUCUUCCCUGUCACGCGUGGAUCGUCGAUCUUGCUGCUUCUCGGGCUUACCUCUGAAUCCAGUAUCAGAUACCACGUUUGGCUGGGACAUAUCACCUUGGCUGUCUUCUCGACGCAUGGCGUUUGUUACGUAAUUUACUGGGCGGUCACCAACCAAAUGGAUGAGAUGCUGAAAUGGGCCAACGCCGACGUCGCCAAUGUGGCUGGAGAAAUAGCUCUGCUCGCCGGAGUAAUUAUGUGGGCGACAACAGUGCCGCAAAUAAGACGCAAGAUUUUCGAGCUCUUUUUCUACACGCAUCAGCUCUACAUGGUCUUCCUCUUCUUCUACCUGAUGCACGUCGGCAUCUCUCACUUCUGUUUUAUCCUUCCUGGCGUUUACCUUUUCAUGGUCGAUCGUUACUUGCGAUUCCUGCAAUCAAGAAACAGAGCGAGGCUAGUGUCGGCUCGCCUUUUGCCAUCGGAGGCGAUCGAGCUAAACUUCGCCAAAUCCCCAAAACUUACUUACGAGCCACUGAGCACCGUUUUCAUCAACGUCCCAAGCGUUUCAUCACUCCAGUGGCAUCCAUUCACGGUGACCUCUAGCAGCAACUUGGAACCCGAGAGACUGUCUGUGAUCAUCAAGAAAGAAGGAACCUGGACACAAAAUCUCCACAGGACAUUAGCUAAGCCCCUUGUUCACGAUUGUCUCCAUGUUAAAGUCGAAGGGCCCUAUGGUCCUCUGUCAAAGAACUUCCUGAGGUACGAUUCCUUAAUUCUAGUGAGCGGCGGCAGUGGAAUCACACCUUUUGUCUCAAUUAUUCGCGAACUGGUACACCAAAGAACCACUCUCAACAGACCAACCCCUGUCGUCCUCCUCAUCUGUGCAUUCAAGACCUCAGCUGAUCUCACCAUGCUCGAUCUCCUCCUCCCCAUAUCUGGGAAUGUUUCGUUUUCUCGCUUGGACCUUCAAAUCGAAGCCUACGUAACUAGAGAGAUAUCGAAAUCACCUUCAGACGAUGCGCAAAACAUCAUCCGAACUAUUUCGUUCAAGCCUCUCCAAUCCGACACUCCCCUUGCUCCACUUCUUGGUCCCAACGGCUGGCUCUGGUUGGCUGCGAUAGUGGCGUCCUCAUUUGUGGCAUUCCUCCUGCUCAUUGCCAUUCUCCAACGUUUCUACAUAUACCCAAUUGACCAGAACACGAACGAAAUCUACUCUUACGCUGCAAAGUCGUCAUUAAAUUUGCUCUUCAUGUGUAUUUGCAUAAUGGCCACAGCGAGCAUGGCGGUUGUAAGGAACAAGAAAGGGAACUCUAAGGAAGCGAAACAGAUUCAAAAUGUUGAUAUGCCGACACCAGUAAUUUCUCCCAGUUCCUGGUUCUAUAAUGCAGAUAGGGAGUUGGAGAGCCUUUCGCAGGAGUCCCUUGUGAAGGCCACUAAAGUGCAUUUUGGAGGAAGACCACCACUCAAAAAGAUGCUUUUGGAAUACGAUGGAUCGAAUGUUGGGGUCAUGACAAGCGGUCCUCAUGGUAUGCGCCAUGAAGUAGCAGCCAUUUGUUCUUCCGGUCUUGCAGACAACCUGCAUUUUGAAUCCAUUAGCUUCAGCUGGUGAUGAUAUUUUAUAUGUGCUUUCUGCUUCUUGAUUAAGAUAUUUGAACAAGAUAACAUGUGAAGUAAAUGGGUAUAUGGCUGAUGUUUUCGCAUGUAAGACGAAUAACUGUCUGGCCAUGUAUAAGAUAUUUGAACUAUUAAGCUUAUGCCACUUAAACAGUCCGACUGUUAA
This is a messenger RNA of Zingiber officinale, 2352 nucleotides long. Its product is annotated as ferric reduction oxidase 2-like. The record is from RefSeq and is a predicted model, not a curated record. Gene Ontology annotation, cellular component: plasma membrane. The coding region runs from base 97 to 2181 and encodes 694 amino acids. Gene Ontology annotation, molecular function: oxidoreductase activity. The transcript is spliced from 8 exons. Lineage: Eukaryota; Viridiplantae; Streptophyta; Magnoliopsida; Zingiberales; Zingiberaceae.